Molecule: messenger RNA, 2002 nt
Organism: Triplophysa dalaica
Lineage: Eukaryota; Metazoa; Chordata; Actinopteri; Cypriniformes; Nemacheilidae
Gene: smpdl3a
Product: sphingomyelin phosphodiesterase acid like 3A
Exons: 8
Coding region: 105-1436 (443 amino acids)
Biological process (GO): sphingomyelin catabolic process
Molecular function (GO): sphingomyelin phosphodiesterase activity
Source: RefSeq, a predicted model, not a curated record
GUGCGCGUAACCGCAGAAGGUCACGUGAGCGCGGCUGUUUUUCCUGUUUUAGUUUACCCGAGUGAGGUUGAAUAACACAAACAGAAAGCCACGAAGCUUUCAACAUGGUUUUACUCGUUACUUUGGGUUUGUUCGGUGUGUUGUUUCUGCAGGUUUCAGCUGCGCCGGUGAAUGAGAUGAAACACCUGCGACAAUGUAAAUUCUGGCAUAUCUCAGACUUGCACUUGGAUCCGACCUAUCAUGUCACGGAAGACCAUACCAAGGUGUGCUUUUCCUCCAAGGGCAUUCCUGCGUUGGACCCUGGAGAGUUUGGAGAUUUCUUGUGUGAUUCCCCAUACCAACUUAUUCUUUCGGCAUUAGAUUACAUGAAACAAGCGGACAUACAGCCCGAGUUCAUUAUCUGGACUGGAGACAGCCCUCCACAUGUCCCCAAAGAGAAGCUGUCUACCGACGUAGUCAUCAAUGUUAUUGCCAAUAUGACUCACACCAUACAGCAGUACUUCCCCAACUUGUCGGUUUACCCUGCCCUUGGCAACCAUGACUUCUGGCCACAGGAUCAGUUACCAACAUCUGAAAAUACGAUUUAUGAUGCAGUAGCCAAGCUCUGGUACCCUUGGUUAAGCCCAGCAGCUGUGCCUACUUUGCUUAGAGGUGGCUUUUACUCCCAUGUGAUCAAACCCGGUCUACGUCUGAUGAGUCUGAACACAAACCUGUACUACAGUCCUAAUAAAGUGACCGUGAAUGUGAGUGACCCCGCCGGGCAGUUUCAAUGGCUGGAGGAAACGCUGGAAUUGUCGAGGAAGAACCUUGAGAAAGUCUACGUAAUCGCUCACGUCCCGAUUGGAUACCUUCCUUUCGCCACAAAUACGACAGCCAUCCGAGAAAACCACAACGAACGACUGGUGAAGAUAUUUCGCAACUACAGUGACGUCAUUCAAGGUCAAUUUUACGGCCACACUCAUCGAGACAGUAUAAUGGUUCUGCUGGAUCAGCAAGGGGAACCUGUGAACUCUAUAUUCGUCACAUCUGCUGUUACACCUAUCAAAAGUCAGCUAGAACCGUAUUCAAACAACCCUGCUGUCCGCGCGUAUCUGUACAACCCACAGGAUUAUGGUUUAUUGGAUAUUUGGCAGUUCUAUUUAAAUCUCACCGAAGCCAACAUGGAGAAAAGGUCAGAAUGGAAGCUGGAAUACACCAUGACCGAAGCGUUUGAUAUCGAGGACAUUCAGCCCCGCAGCUUGCAUGAACUUGCCCUUAGGUUAGCGCAGCCACAGAGCAAGGCCUUUGUGAAGUAUUUUAACCAUUUCAUGGUGAGUUAUGACAUGAGAAUCACAUGUGAUGGGUACUGCCAGACGACUCAGGUUUGUUCUGUGCAGUUUUUAGAUAAGGAGUCAUACUCAAAGUGUAUUGUGAAAGCAGGCGGAAAAGUGGAUUGAACUAUGGAGUUGAAACUCGUUAUUUGCAAUUGUAAUGUUGUUUCCCAAAAGAUUCUCACUUCCGUACACACGGCAUUUUGUUUAAUGUGGUUUAAAAAACAGCAAUUCCCAUUUUUGUACUAAAGUUGGUAAGUAACAGACAUUCAACAUUACAAUAAUAAUAAUACAUUUGCAUAUUUCUACCAGCAGAUUUUCACUAUACAAGAAUAAUAGAGAUAAAAAAUAAAACAAUUUAAAUGUUUUUUUAUAUUUUUUACUUUGUAUUAUUGCAUGUUUAAAAGUGUAUUUUCUUUUUCUUGAAUUUGGGGAAUGUAUGACUUGUUCUUGACAGAUUUUAAUCAGAUUUUUUUAGGUUUCAAGUACACAUUACAAAUCUCGCUGUCUUGAAAUUAUUGUAAUACAUUUUUAUAUAAGUACUGUUUAAAUCUUGAUCAUUUUAGAGAUCUGUUUAAUAAUUAAAAGUCUGCUGCUAAAAAUGAAGAAAAAAAGAUAAAAUGCUUUGAUUUAACAGGACCAGUUAACUGUGAAAUUGCAACCUCCUUUGCACAAUAAAACAUUAAAGUUUA